Molecule: messenger RNA, 717 nt
Organism: Entamoeba invadens IP1
Lineage: Eukaryota; Evosea; Mastigamoebida; Endamoebidae
Exons: 1
Coding region: 1-717 (238 amino acids)
Source: RefSeq, a predicted model, not a curated record
AUGGGCUGCUGCUUGUCUAAAAAGUCGAAUAAAGUCACCGAGAGCACACCUCUGAAUGACCAGAAGACUACCCCCAACACAGAAACUGUUCCAGCGCAGACCACCACAACAUAUCAAGGUAUUGACAACACCAAACAAGAUGCUCCAAAAGAACAAAAGCAAGCUGAAGGCACACACACUCCACAACCAAAAGGUGACGCACCAGUCAUUGAAGAUAGACCCAAUGGCAAGAAAGAAGUAGUCUCUGGUGAUAAAAGUAUAUUACUUGAUGAGAUUUAUGCAAAACACUACGGCAAAGUUGAUAAAAAGCAUGACGCAGUUGAAGAAGCCAAAAAGGCGUGGUUAGCCUCCAAAGAGUCCAAAUCCCCGGACACCCAAGAAAAGCACGACGCCUUCCAAAACCUCAAAAAGGAAUUUGAAGAUUCGAAACUUGAAGCCCACCGUGGUGCUUUCAAUGAAGUUCAAAUUUAUAUGAAUGAAGAAGACACCAUUGAUCUUCAUGGACUUCAAAUAGAAGGUGCUAUUUUGAUGAUGAAAGAACAAAUAGAACAACGCAAGUCACAAGGCAAAAAGGUCUUAAAACUUCAAUGUGGGAUGGGUCAUCAUAACACUGUAGGUUUUUCUAAAAUCAAAGAAGAAGUCGUCAAACAACUCCAAGAAAUGAAGAUAACUUACACUGAAGAAGCUGAUCACGGCUUAGUCAUUGCCAACUUGUAA